This is a messenger RNA of Triticum urartu, 595 nucleotides long. Its product is annotated as la protein 1-like. NCBI's taxonomy places the organism in Eukaryota, Viridiplantae, Streptophyta, Magnoliopsida, Poales, Poaceae. Gene Ontology annotation, cellular component: ribonucleoprotein complex; nucleus. The record is from RefSeq and is a predicted model, not a curated record. Gene Ontology annotation, molecular function: mRNA binding. Gene Ontology annotation, biological process: RNA processing.
UACUCCUAAACCCUAGCGCCUCCGCCCCUUCCGGCCUAAACGCGUUAGCCAUGGCGACAACAGACGCCGCCGCCGCCGUCGCCCCAGCCCCCGCGGUUUCCCUCGACGAGACCAAGGCAAAGAAUGUCCUCCGCCUGGUCGAGUUCUACUUCGGAGACAUCAACCUCCCCCGCGACCGUUUCCUGCUGCACCACGUCCAGGAGAGUGAGGAUGGAUUGGUGAGCUUGGCUCUCAUCUGCUGCUUCCGCAAGAUGAAGUCGUACCUUGGUCUAGAUGCCAGUGUGAAGGAGGACAGCGUGCCUGAGACGAUAGUGCUUGCGGUCGCCAAGGUGCUGCGGUGUUCAGAGGCCCUCCGCGUCUCUGAGGACGGAAAUAAAGUUGGGAGAGCUAACGAGCUGCUGUAGCCAGAUGAGAUUAUAGAGCAAGCUGACUCUUUAGACUGCACGUCUUGUAAUAAUCACUUCGAGCAAAGUACUUGAAAUCACUUCUGUAGCGUGAGCUGGAUGCAAGUUUCGCCUCCUCUUCUUGUGUUUGAGCAAGAGACAAAGCCGAAUCAGGGAAAUACACUUUGGUUCCUGGUUGUAGAUACACCCUA